GGUAGAACGGUCUAGCAAGGUCCCGGUGAUACGGUUUAAUGUUGAUACAAACGUUGAGCACUUUCGUUCAUCGCAGUUUACGAAUGUACGACGAACGUAUGAGGAGUUUAUUAAGCUAGGAAAGCAUCUUACUAUUUCUAAUCCGGAGUGUCUUGUUCCUCCAUUACCUCCUAGUAUUACAUCGGCGGGGUUAGGAUUGGAGGAAGAAACGAAAUAUCUUCAUAUUCGUAUGCAGAAAUGGUUUGAUUUGAUUAGUGAAAGCUCUAUUCUUAUACAAGACAAAGAGCUUGUUUAUUUUAUUGAAGGGCAUUUUGGGUAUUCGCCUGUUAUACGAAAGAACAAGCAUGGAUCUGUGUUGAAAAGAAAAGCGAUUAAGAUGCAGGGAGCUCCUCCUGAUGAUACUCCUGAACUUUGUAAUUUAAGACCAAUUGUCAAACAAUUUUAUCGACAAACAUCUGAAUCUUCUGUAAAACUUGAAAAAGUUAUUAAAACUCUUCGAGUUCUUAGUGCUUCUGAGGAUGAAUUAGGGCUUAAAUUUAUUUCAAUAGCAGAUAUGGUGCAACAUUCUGGAAUGUCUAAUGCUUUUCGAAAACUUGGGAAAACUAUUCAAAGCAUCAGUCAUUCACGUUUGACCCAGGCAAAUACGAAAGCUGUUAUUUUUAUUGAUACUUUGUCGUAUAUAUCUUCAGAUGCAUUCAUAGUAGAAGAAACUUUAAUGAAUCGUCAGAUUCUUAUUAAAGAACUGUUGUCUGCACAAGCAUCUUCUCGUUCUAAAAUAUCUACUAUUACACGUUUAAAAUCGUCGAGUUCAAUAAAGCCUGAAAAAGUUGACGAGGUUUUGGCCUCUCUUGAAGAAACUCGUUCACUUGAACAAAAUUUGAACAUAAAACUCACGCGAAUCACUACAAACCUUCUUCAAGAAGGACGUAAAUGGACAAAGAGAACAUCAAAUGAUAUUAAGUCGUCUUUGAAAGAGUAUACAAAACGUCAAAUAGAAUAUGAAAGACGCUUGUUAGCCAUUUUAGAAUCGUCAAGGCCUGACAUUAGAAAUAUAGAUCAUACUGGUGGUCUUUCAAGGUUGGGAAGGGAAUUUUCACGAUUAAAAAAUAGGAAUGAUAUUAAUUCAAGUCAAACAGCUCAAGGAGAUGCAUGGUCUGGUAUCCAAAGGCAAAAGAAUCAUAUAGAAAAAGAAUAUGAUGCAAAAUUUUUGAAGAGAAUAGAUGAUGUCUUAGAUGCACGUAGUGCCUUUGAAAUUCUUGGAACAAAAGUUAAUUAGAUUUGUUUUUCUAGUAGAUUACAUUUAUAGCCAUAUUGAAGAU
Molecule: messenger RNA, 1319 nt
Organism: Pneumocystis carinii B80
Lineage: Eukaryota; Fungi; Ascomycota; Pneumocystomycetes; Pneumocystales; Pneumocystaceae
Exons: 5
Coding region: 230-1276 (348 amino acids)
Biological process (GO): retrograde transport, endosome to Golgi; intracellular protein transport
Cellular component (GO): endosome; retromer, tubulation complex
Molecular function (GO): phosphatidylinositol-3-phosphate binding
Source: RefSeq, a predicted model, not a curated record